Rotaria sordida is the source of this 1023-nucleotide messenger RNA. The record is from the annotation of a GenBank genome assembly. Lineage: Eukaryota; Metazoa; Rotifera; Eurotatoria; Philodinida; Philodinidae.
AUGUCAAGAUUCGAGAAAAAAAUAUAUCUUUUGAAAUUUUUAGAUGAACAAGUUUGUUCACUUAAAUUUGGUUCAUGGACACAUGAUGGACAUCAAAUUAAUUUAUCUCAUAUUGUUUAUAAUAAUAUUGAAAUGGCAUGUUCAUUUGAUGAUUAUCGAAUGCAAGGUGUAUUUUUUCAUAAUUAUUAUCCAAAUGGUGAAUGGGAAAUAAUUCGUGCACCAGCUAAACGUAAUCAAAAAAGUUAUACUUGUUGUUUAGAACCAUAUUAUGAUAUAACAUAUGUACUUGUAUUAAAACGUAAAACAUUAUUUUAUAGAAUUCAUUUAAUAAUUCCUUGUGUUGGUAUAUCAUUAUUAACAUUAAUUGUUUUUUAUUUACCAAGUCAAUCAGGUGAAAAAAUUGUUCUUUGUAUAAGUAUUGAAUUAGCAUUAACAGUUUUUUUUCCAUUAUUGGCUGAUUUAAUACCCUCAACAUCUGUAAUGAUACCGUUAUUAGGAAAAUAUUUAUUAUUUAUAAUGAUUCUUGUUAUGUUAUCAAUAUUAAAUGCAAUAAUUACACUUGCAAUUUAUUAUCGAGAACAAAAUUAUAAAAAAUCUAUGCCUAAAUGGAUGAAAUAUUUUUUUAUUAAAGUAUUAUCACCAAUAUUAUUUUUACCAUCACAAAAACCAUAUAAAAUUAAAAACUUUCAACAAAAAAAAAGAAAAUAUUUUAUAAAAUUACCGAAAGAUAAUACAUAUGAUAUUAUUUUUUCAAAUAUGUUAGAAAAAUUAAUCCAUUUAGAAGAAAUUGAAAGAAUUUUUUCAAAAUUUAAUAAAACUAUUAAAAAAAAUCAAAAUGCUCAUGAUUGGCAACAUGUUGCUUUAGUAUUCGAUCGAAUUCUAUUAUUUAUUUUUACUAUUGUUUCAUUAACAGGAACUAUUAUAAUAUUCGCACAAAGAACUCCACAUGCUGUUUCACACAUCGACUUGAAUAAUCUUAAUCAAGGAGUUUUUAAUGCUUGUAGUUAUCGACAUCAACAUUAA